AGGCGGUGGGUGACAAGCCCCCUCAGGCCCGGUCAGUCCUGGGGAACCCGUCUGAACGGUGUGUGGUACAAACCAGUGGACUGGUUCAUUCUGCCAAAGGUGAGGGCUAGGUCAUGUCAUGUUAUGGGAAAGUCUCUAAACAGAGAAGGGUAGAAUAAUACUAAUGGUGAAUGGUCUGACUGGACUACUGUCCCUCUCUCCUGUCCAGGGCUUUGAGGGGACUCUGGUCUGGGAGAGUCCUGAUUUAGCUGGUCUGACUACGGUCAACACAUCCCGGGAGAAGCUGAACAACGGGGGAGGAGUACUCAAGUUCUCAUCUGUACCUAAUGGCUUCCCAUUCUUUUUCACAGAUAUGCUACACUUUGUGUUUGUUCAAUAGUCUUACAAUAUGACAAUUGCGAAAUCUAGCAAUAUUCCACAGUUAAAUCUCCUGCAAAUUUUCAUGUGACAGAAAUGUAUUGCCUCCAAUCUCCUUUCUACUGUGUGUCUCCCAAUCUCUCUCCUGUGUGUCUCCCAAUCUCUCUCCUGUGUGUCUCCCAAUCUCCUUUCUCCUGUGUGUCUCCCAAUCUCUCUCCUGUGUGUCUCCCAAUCUCUCUCCUGUGUGUCUCCCAAUCUCUCUCCUGUGUGUCUCCCAAUCUCUUCCUGUGUCUCCCAUCUCUUCCCGUGUUGUCUCCCAAACUUCUCCUGUGUGUCUCCCAAUCUCUCUCCUGUGUGUUCCCAAUCUCCCUUUUUUACUGUGUGUCUCCAACUCUCUCCCGUGUGUCUCCCAAACUUCUCCUGUGUUUUUCCCAUUCUCUCCUGUGGGUUUUCCCCAAUCUAUCUCUUGUCUCCAAUCUAUUCCUGGUUCUCCCAAAACUCUCUCCUGUGGUCUCCCCAAUCUCUCCUCCUGAUGUCUCCAAUCUCUCCUGUGGGGUGAUGUUUCCCGUUGGUGAGGGGACGUUGCCUCACAGGAGUGCUCGGGGCUUCCCAGGGUUGGGGAGGGUUCACAUUCAAAUUAUGGUGAGUCCAGUCCCGGCAUUGACUUCAAAACCCAAAAAAUAUACCAUCCAAGUCAGUCCGGGUCUUUUUUUUAUUAAGAAAUGGCCCUUUUCCGGUUUUUGUGUUAUAUAGAGAGAUGGUCCUGCCCAAUUUCUUUGUGCUAUAUAUGAGAGAUGGUCCCUGUCCAUUUCUUUGUGUUGUAUAUGAGAGAUGGUCCUGUCCAUAGUCUUGUGUUGUAAAUGAGAGAUGGUCCUGUCCAUAGUCUUUGUGUUGUAUAUGAGAGAUAGUCCUGUCCAUGGUCUUUGUGUUAUAUAUGAGAGAUGGUCCUGUCCAUGGUCUUUGUGUUUGUAUAUGAGAGAUGGUCCUGGCCAUGGUCUUGUGUUAUAUAUGAAGAUGGUCCUGUCCAUAGUCUUUGUGUUAUAUAUGAAGAUGGUCCUGUCCAUGGUCUUUGUGUUGUAUAUGAGAGAUGGUUCCAUGGUCUUUGUGUUAUAUAAGAGAGAUGGUCCUGUCCAUGGUCUUUGUGUUAUAUAUGAGAGAUGGUCCAUGGUCUUUGUGUUAUAUAUGAGAGAUGGUCCUGUCCAUGGUCUUUGUGUUGUAUAUGAGAGAUGGUCCUGUCCAUGGUCUUUGUGUUAUAUAUGAGAGAUGGUCCUGUCCAUAGUCUUGUGCUAUAUAUGAGAGAUGGUCCUGUCCAUAUUUUUGUGUUAUAUAUAAGAUUGGUCCUUCCAUAGUUUUGUGUUGAAAAGAAGAUGGUCCUGUCAUAGUUUUUGUGUUUAUGAGAGAUAGUCCUGUCCAUGGUCUUUGUUUUUUAAAUGAGAGAUGGUCCUGUCAUGGUCUUUGUGUUGUUUUGGAGAUGGUCCAUGGCUUGUGUUUAUAGGGAAAAUGGUCCUGUCCAUAGUUUUUGGGGUUUAUUAGAGAGGGUCCUGCCCAGGUCUUUGUGUUAUAUAUGGGGAAAUGGUCCUGCCCAUGGUUUUUGUGGUAUUAGAAGGUCCAGGGUUUUUGUUUUAUAUAAGAAGAUGGCCUGCCCAUGGUCUUGGUUUUAAAUAUGAGAGAUGGCCCAUGGUCUUUGUGUUAUAUAAGAGAGAGGGUCCUGCCUGGUCUUUGGUUAUUUUUGAGAAGGGCCAGGGUCUUUGUGUUAUAAUGAGAAUGGCCCUGUCCAGGGUUUUGGGUUUUUGUAUAUGAGAGAUGGUCCUGUCCAGGUCUUUGUGUUUAUAGAGAAUGGCCAUAGUCUUUGUUUAUAUAAAAGGAUGGCCCAUGGUCUUUUUUUAAUAAGAGAGGGUCCUGUCCAUGGUCUUGUGUUAAUAUGAGAGAGGCCCAUAGUCUUUGUUUAUAUAGAGAGGGGUACUGUCCAUAGUCUUUGGUUUUAUAUAUGGGAGAUGGCCCUGUCCUAGUUUUUUGUUUUGAAAAUUUAGAAUGGUCCUGUCCAUGGUCUUGUGUUAAUUGAGAGAUGGUCCUGCCCAGGGUCUUUUGUUGUAUAUGAGAGAUGGUCCUGUCAGGGGUUUUUGUUUUAUAGAGAGAGGCCCUGCCCAUGUCUUUGUGUUAUAUUAGAGAGGUCCUGUCCAUGGUUUUUGGUUUUUUUGGGAAGAUGGCCCUGUCCAUGGUCUUUGUGUGAUAUGAGGUUUGGUCCUGUCAGGGUCUUUGUUUGAAAAGAGGAUGGCCCUGUCCUGGUCUUUGUUUUAUUAAGAGAGGUCCAUAGUCUUUGUGUUAAUAUGAGGAGGGUCCUGCCCAGGGUUUUUGUGUAUAUGAGAGAUGGUCCAAUUUUUGUGUUAUAUAUGAGAGAUGGAAAAGGGCCCUUUGUGUUAUAAAGAGAGAGGUCCGUCCAUGGCUUUGUUUGUAUAUGAGAGAGGGCCCCUAGUCUUUGUUUUAAUAUGGAGAUGGUCCUGCCCCUAGUUUUUUGUUUAUUUGAGAGGGUCCUGUCCAUGGUUUUUGUUUGAAAGGAAAGAUGGUCCUUCCAUAGCUUUGUGUUGUAUAUGGAGAUGGCCUGCCCCUAGUUUUGUGUUAAUAUAGAGAGGUCCGCCCAUGGUCUUUGUUUUUGUAAAUGAAAGGGCCCUGCCCAUAUUUUUGUGUUUUUAAUGAGAGUGGCCCUGCCCCAUAGUCUUUGUGUUAUAUGGAGAGGGUCUUCCAUAGUCUUUGUGUUUUUUGAGAGAUGGUCUGUCCAUUAGUUUUGGGUUAUAUAUAGAGAUGGUCCUGUCGGUCUUGUGUUAUAAGAGAGAUGGUCCUGCCAUAGUUUGUGUUAUAAUGAGGAUGGCCCUGCCAUAGUCUUGUUUUGAAUAUAAAUGGUCCUGUCCAUAUCUUUGUUUUAUAUAUGAGAGAUGGUCCUGUCCAGGUUUUGGUUUUUUAUAUAUGAGAGAGGGUCCUGUCCAUGUUUUUUGGUUAUAUAUGAGAGAGGGCCCUGUCCAUAGUUUUUUGUGUUGUUAUGAGGGGUCCUUUCCAUAUUUUUGUGUUAUAUAUGAGAGAGGUCCUGCCCCAUGGUCUUUGGUUAAAUAGAAGAUGGUCCUGUCCAAGUUUUUGUGUUAUAUAUGAGGUGGCCUGUCCAUAGUUUUGUGUUGUAAUAGAGAUGGUCCUGUCAAGGGUCUUUGUUUAUAUAUGAGAGAGGGGUCUGUCCAUAGUUUUUGUGUUUAUAUGAGAGGGGGUUUGUCCAUGGUCUUUGUUUUUUAAAUGAGGUGCUAGGGCCCGGGUCAAAGUAGUCCCCAUAUAGGGAAUAGGGUGCCAUUCUUUUCUAAAGUAGUUGCCCCAAAAUGGGGAAAAGGGGUGCCAUUUGGGACGUAUCCCUUCCCUUUAUCACCCAGCUGGUGGAGGAUCUGAUUCCUGCUGCUUCUAAGUGGUCUAUUUAUAUGUUCUUUACCCUGUCACUAUUUUUAUUCUCUAAUCACGUAUGUUAUCUGAUGGAUCUAUCACAAGACUGCCACAAAAAUCAGAACCGAAACGACCCAGAAACAGAAAGAAAUACAGAACCGAGAAAAAGAAGACAGAAAAGAAAACAAUCCUACAUCCCAACUCAUCUCCCCACCCUCACUCCUCCUCCUCUCCUCCCUCCUCCUCUCCCUCCUCCUCUCCCUCCUCCUCCCCGUAGACAUGGCCUCCCUGUGGAAGGUGUUGCAUGGCCACAGAGGAGCGAUGCAGACCCAUGGCACCAGACUGCAGAUGGAGGAUGGUCUUUGGAAGCAGGAGGGUCUGCGAUAUGGAGACAUAGUGUUUGUGGAUAUAGUGGACACGUACAGGAACGUUCCUUCUAAACUACUGCAGUUCUACAAGUGGUAAGACCAGUGUGACUAGUCUAACCUCGCAGCUACACUGCGGUUUCUGUCUGUUAGCGUUGUUUUUGGUAUGCUACACCGGUAAGGUAUAAAUGGACACAGCUCUUAUAGUUUGGCUCUGCUGCUCAGGGUUGCUCAGGGCUGCUCAGGGUUGCUCAGGGUUGCUCAGGGCUGCUCAUGGUUGCUCAGGGUUGCUCAGGGCUGCUCAGGGUUGCUCAGGGUUGCUCAGGGCUGCUCAGGGUUGCUCAGGGUUGCUCAGGGCUGCUCAGGGUUGCUCAGGGUUGCUCAGGGUUGCUCAGGGCUGCUCAGGGUUGCUCAGGGCUGCUCAGGGUUGCUCAGGGCUGCUCAGGGUUGCUCAGGGUUGCUCAGGGUUGCUCAGGGCUACUUGUAUGUCUGUUCUUAAGCCUCUUGCACACCAAGGACGAUUUUCUCUUCCAAAAAUAUUUGCAUGAACUUGGUAACGUUUUAUUUUUAUUUUUAUGAUCGACCAUCUCAGGAAGACAGUUUCUCAAUUUCUCAAUUGAUGUAAAAGCCUUCAUUUACAUUUUUGUCAUUUACCAGACGCUCUUAUCCAGAGCGACUUACAGGAGCAAUUAGGGUUAAGUGCCUUGCUCAAGGGCACAUCGACAGAUUUUUCAACUAGUCAGCUCUGGGAUUAGAACCAGCGACCUUUCGGUUACUGGCACAACGCUCUUAACCACUAAGCUACUUGCCGCCCCAUAAAGGAAACAUGUCUUUGUGUAAAUUAUUCAUACGAAACAGAGUCCGCUGGAGAUGCACCAUUGAGGCCCUAUACUCCACUAAUGUAGGUAGCUGAAGGAAUAAAUUAUGAACUUAAAUGAAUACGAAUUAAACGGGACUUUGUGUAAAAAACUCUUUAGUGGCUCUGCUACUCAGUGACCAUAAAUGGCAAAUCUGGAAAUCAUCAAAUAGAAAUGAAACAUACCAAACUACUGUCACCAGCCUGAUGCUGUCAGGUAUGCCUGAUUAGAAAUCUUGCAUUCUGCUUCACUAAAUGACUAUGGUGUCUCAUCAUUAGAUAGCAGAGCUAGGCAGCUUUACUUCUGGAAUUAAUUUGGUUUUGGUAUUUGUUUAUUAGAAAACACCCCACCCUUCUCUGUACUCUCACUGGUAUUAGAUAGUAAAUCUAGACUGCGUCCCAAAUUACACCCUAUUCCCUUCGCUACUUUCGACAAGAGCCCAAUAGGAGAAGGCUACUCUGGCCAACUGUGGACCCUCAGAAUUGUGUUUUAAUUAAGGUUGAUACUUCCCUGUUGUCUGACAGGUGGGUUGAUACUUCCCUGUUGUCUGACAGGCGGGGUGAUACUUCCCUGUUGUCUGACAGGCGGGUUGAUACUUCCCUGUUGUCUGACAGGCGGGUUGAUACUUCCCUGUUGUCUGACAGGUGGUUACUUCCCUGUUGUCUGACAGGUGGGUUGAUACUUCCCUGUUGUCUGACAGGUGGGUUGAUACUUCCCUGUUGUCUGACAGGCGGGUUGAUACUUCCCUGUUGUCUGACAGGCGGGUUGAUACUUCCCUGUUGUCUGACAGGUGGGUUGAUACUUCCCUGUUGUCUGACAGGCGGGUUGAUACUUCCCUGUUGUCUGACAGGUGGGUUGAUACUUCCCUGUUGUCUGACAGGUGGGUUGAUACUUCCCUGUUGUCUGACAGGCGGGUUGAUACUUCCCUGUUGUCUGACAGGCGGGUUGAUAAUUAAUUCUCUGUUGUCUGACAGGUGGGUUGAUAAUUAAUUCUCUGUUGUCUGAUAGGUGGGUUGAUAAUUAAUUCUCUGUUGUCUGAUAGGUGGGUUGAUAACUCCCUGCUGUCUUAUAGGUCGGUGGGAAACGCUGCGUUUGAUCUGCUGCUGAAGACUGAUGAUGAUUGUUAUAUUGACGUCGACAAGGUUUUAAUGAAGAUCGACCAAAAGGACCUGAAGAGACGCAACUUCUGGUGGGGGAAGUGAGUACUGUGCAGAGACAGUAUGGUAGACAGAGUGUCUGUCUGGAUAUGUUGAGCCCGUGUUCACAAAGCCUAUCAGAGUAGUAGUGCUGAGCAAGGAUCCUUUCAAGUUUCUAUGUACAGGGGAUAUCUGAUCCGAGAUCAGCUCUCCCCUGGUCCGUCCUGUAGUAGCUGAUGGUUGAAGUUUCUAUGUACAGGGGAUAUCUGAUCCGAGAUCAGCUCUCCCCUGGUCCGUCCUGUAGUAGCUGAUGGUUGAAGUUUCUAUGUACAGGGGAUAUCUGAUCCGAGAUCAGCUCUCCCCUGGUCCGUCCUGUAGUAGCUGAUGGUUGAAGUUUCUAUGUACAGGGGAUAUCUGAUCCGAGAUCAGCUCUCCCCUGGUCCGUCCUGUACUAGCUGGGUUAAUAUUUAAACCAGAGGAAUACCGCCUGCAGCCUGGACAAUUCUCCUGAGCAGCUCCUAGUUAGAUAAAUUCAUAUUCCAGCCUAGUCAUUCUGGGAACAUGGAGGUAGUUUUGCUGAGUAAGAUCUGAUGCAGAUGUUGGACCGCAUUGGGAAGUGUGUAUGUCUGUCUGUCUGUCUGUCUGUCUGUCUGUCUGUCUGUCUGUCUGUCUGUCUGUCUGUCUGUCUGAUGUUCUUCCUUUCCCAGUUUCCGUCAGAGCUGGGCGGUGGAUCGCAUUGGGAAGUGGCAGGAGCUAGAGUACGCCAGUCCAGCCUACCCGGCCUUCGCCUGCGGCUCGGGUUACGUGGCCUCCAGGGACCUCGUCCAAUGGCUGGCUAGCAACGCAGAGCAACUCAAGGCCUACCAGGUACCGGACCACAUGGCACCAAACACCAGAUAAGAAAUGAUGCCCAAACAACAGGCACCAUUGGAGCCACAUUUAUAAUGUGCUACGUGUUGUUUCAGGGGGAAGAUGUGAGCAUGGGGAUCUGGAUGGCUGCAGUUGGACCACAGAAAUACCAGGUAAAGAACAAGAUAACACUACUAUAGUAGAAAUACCAGGUAAAGAACAAGAUAACACUACUAUAGUAGAAAUACCAGGUAAAGAACAAGAUAACACUACUAUAGUAGAAAUACCAGGUAAAGAACAAGAUAACACUACUAUAGUAGAAAUACCAGGUAAAGAACAAGAUAACACUACUAUAGUAGAAAUACCAGGUAAAGAACAAGAUAACACUACUAUAGUAGAAAUACCAGGUAAAGAACAAGAUAACACUACUAUAGUAGAAAUACCAGGUAAAGAACAAGAUGACACUACUAUAGUAGAAAUACCAGGUAAAGAACAUAGUAUGGUAGCCUGCCUGAAAACAGCCACCCUAACCAACCAGCUCAUGUUAUUCAUGUCAAUCACCUUGGUUGUUAACACUAAUGCCAGAUAGCAUUGAUAGACCUUCUUCAUAAACCUAACCCUAGUUGUCUGACUGUUGUCUGAAGGUCGUCUGAAGUUUGUGGUUGUCCUUUCCCCAGGACGCAGGCUGGCUGUGUGAGAAGGAGUGCUACCAGGACAUGCUGUCGUCCCCACAACACUCCCCCGAGGAGCUCCGCACGCUCUGGGCUAGGAAGAGGGCCUGUGGGGACCCCUGUGGAUGUCCCUGGGGACACAGC
Molecule: messenger RNA, 7793 nt
Organism: Coregonus sp. 'balchen'
Lineage: Eukaryota; Metazoa; Chordata; Actinopteri; Salmoniformes; Salmonidae
Source: the annotation of a GenBank genome assembly